Messenger RNA from Paraglomus occultum, 1727 nucleotides. The record is from the annotation of a GenBank genome assembly. Lineage: Eukaryota; Fungi; Glomeromycota; Glomeromycetes; Paraglomerales; Paraglomeraceae.
AUGAUAACGGGCUAUACAAAGAUGAAUAUGAUGAUAGUGACACUACUGUGGUUGGUAUCAUCAGGGUCAAAAUUGAUCAAGUAAAAGAAGUUGUUUUAUCGGACGGACUGUCCGGUAUGGGUGUUCGCGUCUUUAAAGUUAAUUCACAGGGAGCUGCCAACAACGAGAUGCCUGCAUACACAGCCAGCUACGUCUGUGGAGUACAUUGCGUCCCAGUACACAAUGCAAAGGGCCAGCUCAUUUUCGACAUUUUCGAUAAAAAUUUGACUGCUGGAUCUUUUUCAUUACCGUUGGGUGAGUUGAUGACGCGCAAUGCAGAUGGACUAUAUAAUAGGAAACAACUCUUGGAAAAAAGUGAACAGAUCAAUAUUCCAGGAGGGGUCAAGUGCAUGAUACAGCUUGAAGCUCAAUUUUAUUCCACAAAAUUUGAAAGUAACCGCUUCGAUUUCAGCAAGGACACUGUUGACAUCAAUGACUUGUACCGUCUUAUCGGCAUGACGUUUAACGCCGUUGCUUUCGAUGUCAGCAACAAAUUAGCUCUCUGCUUUAAUUUUGAAUCUGCGUCGGAUCUUUUUCACGCCCUAACAACGCGUAUUAAGACUGACAAGCAGCUAAUGUCCGACCCUUUAAAUGAACCGGAAUCCACCGGAAACGGAGCGCCACCAGAAAAAGCGAACUUUACUUCUAUUUCUCUGCCUGUUUAUUCGCUUGUUCCUCCCAAGACCAAAUCAAAGAGAGUGCAUAAGUUUGAAGCAAACGGUUGUAAUAACAAAGUGAUUUCAUAUACACGUUGUAACGUGCAAGAAAUUAGUUCUGUUGGGAAAUUUAAACCAGAGCCAUGGGUUGCAUCAGGUGUCAGAACAGCGGUCAUGCUGGAUGAUAGAAAUGACCGAGUAUUGUUCAUUGGUAAACACACGAUACAGUUAUGGUCUAACUUUGCAGAAGAAAGUAAAACUCUGCAAUAUAUUUGGUGUAUACCAAUUACAGAACAAAAUCGCAAAAAAGAUCUUAUUGAAGAAUACUUUAUUGAGUGGGCAGAAUUGACGAAACUAUCAGGCGAAGUCUUUAUUAUCGAAUUGAAAGGCAGCGCUGAUACUUAUAAAAUCCGCUUGCCACGUAAGGAUGCUCCUGCCAGUUUCCAAACAGUAAAAGAUGCAUCGUAUGCUCUUGGAAUUUUGAACUUAUUUGAACGUGAAUCAUGGGCGGAUGAAGGCUACCAACAUUAUGAAACGCUUCUUGAUGGCUGCAAAUCGAUCAUCGCCCGUGCCCUUUCGUCUGACAGUAUUGAAUCGACUGACGAAUUAGAGCGCAGGGGCUCUCGGCUUAAAUCAAUUGGUGACGAAUCAGAGCGCAGGGAUUUUCCGCUUAAAGCAAUUGGUGGCACUUUUAUUAACGAUUCAAAAACGGCAUGGAGCGAAAUAUUGCAGGUUUUAAUGCAAUUCAAUUGUGAACGAACCAAUACUUUGACUAAGGAAUUGUUGAUGAAGAAAAAAAUUACUCUGACACUUGAUGAUUUUGAGGAAGAGAAACGUAUGUCAGAUCUUUCUUGCGCUAUAUCGUUGGGUAGAACCGAUAUUGUCCGUUUAUUAUUACUUUACUACUGCGAGAGAGCAACAUCGGUGAAUAAGAAAUCGGAGACUAACCCUGACUUCGAGAAUAAUCUGCGAAUUGUUGUUCCUGAAUUCGGUCGACUGUGUGAAAAACACCCUGACAUUGCUCUAGAAUUG